Molecule: messenger RNA, 1276 nt
Organism: Brassica rapa (field mustard)
Lineage: Eukaryota; Viridiplantae; Streptophyta; Magnoliopsida; Brassicales; Brassicaceae
Product: meiosis-specific protein ASY2-like
Source: RefSeq, a predicted model, not a curated record
AUGUCGUCAUCUCAUCGUUUGACGCGAGAACAAAAGGGAAAGGGGGUGGUAUCUGCUCGGGAUUCUGACGGUAUCCAUCACGAAGCGAUGAUGGAUACGGGAAAUAUGGACUUAUCGCAGCGUCUCUUGGUCUCGGAAGCGAGAGAACAGUUCCGGGGUGAUGACGACGGUCAGGAAGCGGUUGACACCUCGAUUGUUCCGAUCAGCUAUUAUCCCGGGAACAUCUUCGCCGAGGAGAGUCCACUGGAGGUUUGGAGAAUUCGACCUUCGGUCGUCGACGAACAAGAUUGGUCCAACGUCGAGAGGACGAAGUCCACCGUGGAGUCGGUGGAAGCUAUCCUCCGAGAUCUCAAUGCACACGGGGUCUCGUUCAUCAUUCCAAAGCGGGAUCAGAGGCCUUGGUCGCCUCCGAAGGGGUAUCAGUGCAUCUACGAGUCGUAUUUCAGGAACGACACGAAGUUAUGGUUCCCAAUUCCCCGAAUCGUCACGGCUUACGCGUUCCGCAGAGGAGUCGCUUUAAGCCAGUUGAUGAACGGUUCUCUCCGGUUGAUGGUCGUUUUAUCGGUGAUCGCGGCUGAGGCAGGGACAUCGAUGAGUGUGAGGUCGUUUGAAGAAUUGACUUCAGUUUCGAUUUCCGACGAUGGGCUCGUCUCGACGAGGAUGCGCCCAAACUAUAACGUGGUCACGGGGUAUCCGACCAAAACUUCAGACUGGCAGCGCUCGUACUUCUACGUGAAGUCGAACAGAUCAGCGUUCGAAGAGCCUCCGAAGUCUGGUUACCGCGUUCUCUGGAAUGCAGAGAUGGUUGGUCACCCGAAUCUUGCUACGUACCCCGAGGAUUGGAAGGAGAGUGCUCGGAUUGUCGCGUUGCAGAAGCAAGAUCACUGGGAGGAUUUUACUCGGGAGAGAAUUCAAAGAUCUGUAGAACGGAUUGCGAGUCGUAAGUUCUCACUCCCCCUUUAUGUUUCCUAUCAAGCGAAUAACAUCUUAUUAGGAAUUUUCUUUUGCAGAGCAUUGGAUUUCGGAUUCGCUUCCUCUCAUCAAUCGAUCGACUUCGAAGCGGUUAUCUCUUUUUACACGAGCCGAGCAAAAGGCAAUCAAUCAGGCCCGAACAAUGAAGCAACUGCCCGAUCUUAGCCUUAUUGCGGCGGGGAAGAUAGGUGCCAAAAAGGGUACUGACGGCUCUGCAGGAGUCGAGAUUACGGACGCUGUCCCCGUUACCCCCAAGCGGGCGCCUACUGGUGGUUCUUCUCAGGGAAAGGCCUCGAAGAAGAAG